This is a messenger RNA of Aspergillus mulundensis, 768 nucleotides long. RefSeq names its product cutinase family protein. Gene Ontology annotation, molecular function: cutinase activity. Gene Ontology annotation, biological process: carbohydrate catabolic process. Lineage: Eukaryota; Fungi; Ascomycota; Eurotiomycetes; Eurotiales; Aspergillaceae. Gene Ontology annotation, cellular component: extracellular region. The coding region runs from base 1 to 768 and encodes 255 amino acids. The record is from RefSeq and is a predicted model, not a curated record. The transcript is spliced from 3 exons.
AUGCACUUCAGGCUUCUGUCCCUAGCUGCCCUUGCCGGCCUGUCCGCCGCCAGCCCUGUGGCUCUUGAUGAGCGCCAGCUUGGUGGCUCAAGCGGCAACGACCUUCGCAACGGCGAGUGCAAGCCGGUCACUUUUAUCUUCGCUCGUGCCUCCACCGAGCCCGGCCUCCUGGGUAUCUCGACUGGCCCCGCCGUCUGCAAUGACCUCAAGGCCGACGCAUCUCUUGGUGGUGUUGCUUGCCAGGGUGUUGGGCCCAAGUACACUGCGGGUCUGAUGGAGAACGCCCUGCCCCAGGGAACAUCCUCCGCUGCUAUUGCCGAGGCCAAGGGGCUCUUUGAGACUGCUGCGUCCAAGUGCCCUGACACCAAGAUCGUGGCUGGUGGUUACAGUCAAGGUACCGCCGUCAUGCACGGCGCAAUCCCCGAGCUGUCCGAUGAGAUCAAGGACAAGAUCGCGGGUGUCGUUCUCUUCGGUGACACCCGCAAGACCCAGGACGGCGGGCAGAUCAAGAACUUCCCCAAGGACAAGAUCAAGAUCUACUGCGCUGCUGGCGACAUGGUCUGUGACGGCACGUUGAUCGUGACCGCCGCGCACUUUACCUACGUCAUGAACACUGGUGAGGCAUCCAAGUGGCUCGAGCAGCAGCUCAGCUCCAUGCCUGCCUCGACCUCUACCUCGAGCAGCUCUAGCAGCUCUUCCUCUAGCGCUGCUAGCCAGACCAGUCAGGCUAGUGGCCUCUCCAGCUGGUUCUCUGGCCUGGGUAACUAG